AUGCUUGGAGCAUGAGAUCCGUGAUGAUAGUAUGGUGUUAGGUCGUGCCUGUAAUGAUUUUCUGUUAUGCUUGCCUUGAGAUUAAAUUAGUCGUCUUAUAUAUCGUUAUAUAUGUGUGUGGCUUGUGUCGCUUCUAUGGUAAUUUCUCGUGAAAUAUGCAGUCGCAACACACGUUGGUCACAUAGUAAACAAAUGGAUAACUUAGGAUCUAAGGAGGCGUCCUGUCUAUACUCAAAUGUUAAAAAAGCAGAGGAAGACAAGAAUUAUAUUAGUAAUUAUAAUAGCAGUGCUCAUCUAUAAUGAAUAUAUUGCCUAUUCCCUCAAAAAAUGGUUUUCAUGGCCAACCAUCCACUGCAGUACUUCCUCAAAAUGCAUAAAAAUUUUGCUGGUUGCUGAUCCUCAGAUUCUUGGAGAGCAGUAUGAAGUUUAUUUUCCAAGAGGCUUAAUCUCACGGUGGGAUAGUGACAGAUAUAUUUACAAAGUGUUUCAAAAGGCUGUCUCUCAUGUGGAUCCACAUGUUGUGGUGUUCCUUGGAGACAUUAUGGAUGAAGGAAGUGUUGCCACAGAUGAUGAGUUCAAAAGAUACAUAGAAAGGUUUCAUAAUGUCUUUCAUGUUAACCACAGGGCCAAGUUUGUUUUCCUGCCUGGUGAUAAUGAUAUUGGAGGAGAGACUGAACCAUUGAGUAUUAGAAAAAUGAAAAUGUUUCAAGAAACAUUCAAGCAGCCAGAUGUUAUGCACUUAGGACACAUUGAUAUGUUUAAGGUCAGUAGGAUAGCUUAUACUGUUCCAAAACGAGAAAAAAAUAUAAGCCAUUUACAAGGGAAUAGGACACGUAUAAUAUUCACUCAUAUGCCCUUGCUCUUUGUACCAUCAACGUUUGUACAACAGGUUGUGACCCAAAUCCGUCCUCAUGCAAUAUUCUCUGCACAUGACCACAAAUCCCGGCACAUCUCUGCUGAUGCAGAGACAGGUGAAAGAAUAUUAGCAGAGAUGUUGCCCCCUAAUGCUGGCCCAGUGUGGCAGUACCAGUUGAAUACUGGGCUUGUACAUGAACUGAUGGUGCCCACCUGUUCAUAUCGUAUGGGUGUUUCAAACAUGGGCUUUGGAGCAGCAGUAAUUGAUGGUACCACUGACACCAUGCUCUAUGCUGUCCUGUGGCUACCCUCCCGCUUCUGGCAGCUUUACAUGUAUAUCAUAACUCUGAGUAUGAUAUGUAUGUUUAUAAUACUGAUACUUUGUCAACAUGUAUGGUUUAGGAUUAGGCAUAAGCUUAGAAGAGGAGCAAAUAACACAAAACAUACUGUUUGAUUUUAGAGAAAUAUCAAGUGGGUUAAUAUAUAGAACUGGCAGCAAAUCCUCAACUCCACAAUGCUCCACACAGUAUGCAUAUGAGACUUGGUCCAUCUUAGAUAAGUCUUGGAUUUCGUGUAAGAAAGACUGAUUUCACUGAAAUAGGUAUGGGGAAGUGGAAGUAUAGUUCCAUGCAUUCUUAACUGCAGCCCUGGAUGAAGGAAUGGGUAUAAAAUUAUGUGAGGCAGGGGCAGUAAUUUGACCUCAGUAUGGGAGACUGUUGUGAUAAAGAGGUUAUCUUACAUGUUUGGAAUAAUAUACUGUAACGUCAUAUUGUAAUACAUUGUUUAUUAUUGCUGAGUCAACACAUUCUUGCAUAUACAUGCCGUAUGUUUGCAUGUACUACAUGUUUUGGCCUAUUGUGGCCAUCAUCAGGUACAUAGAGCCUUUACAAUCACCCUCCAUUCUGUCCGCUAUACCUCCCUUCUCUGGCUAUUUUUCACACAUGGCAGUUCAUUGUACAGGUAUGUUUUUUAAGUAAUGCAUGUAUGUUAUGAAAUAUAUUAAAUAUUAAAAUAUUCUAAUUGGCAUUAAACUUAAGUUCAAUGUUAAAAGGUGUGUAUGUGCAUGCAUGUGUGUAAUUGAUGUAAUUAUGAAAAGAAACAGUUAUUGACUAAAGCAGUGUUACAGUUCUGAAUAUCUACAAUUAUUGCAACUGUUACUCAAGACACACUGAGUGAAAUAUGGAGAUACACUGAGUAUAACUUUAAUUUUUCAAGGAGCUUUUGAAUAUGACUUUCAGGUUUCAAGUAUCAAACAGUGCCUGCACUGAAUAUAUAGAAAAUGCUUGGACACUUACCUCAUUUUCCAUUUUAAAAACUCAGUCAUCUUUGUAAAUCAGUUAUUUUGUGAAAACAAUCUCAAAAUAGUGAUUUUUUUCAGGUAAUCUUGUGAGUAUUUCAUUCUAUAUUCAUGAGUGUUUUUAUGUGUAAUCGUGACCAUUGCUCUCAUUAUGUUCUUUCAGUUGCACAGUGUAAAAGUCCUAUUAUGAUGAAAGGUUAAUUAUAUUUCAUAGUUUCAGAGCUCAGGUUGACAAUCAUUCUGCAUAUUUUUCAGAAAGUUUUAAAUCUUGCCUCUUGCAGAAAAAUGAAGGAAAUAACUCAGUUUAGCAAUAUCAGAUAUGAUGCUUGAUAGUUUGUUUCACUCUUUUCUUAUGUAUGUAUUUAUGGUUGGAUACGAAAGAUGAUACUACAGUGUACAAAGAAUGACUUUAUAAUCUGUACAUAGUAUAUUUUUUUGCUUUUUUAAAUGGUGUUUUUAAAAACCUAGUGUGUUAUAAAAAAAUUAAGUACAUGCCAUAAUCUGUUGUCAUCUUCCAUAAUAAUAUAUUUUCCAUUUGAACUA
This is a messenger RNA of Cryptotermes secundus, 2695 nucleotides long. RefSeq names its product metallophosphoesterase 1 (gene Mppe). Gene Ontology annotation, cellular component: endoplasmic reticulum. Lineage: Eukaryota; Metazoa; Arthropoda; Insecta; Blattodea; Kalotermitidae. The record is from RefSeq and is a predicted model, not a curated record. Gene Ontology annotation, molecular function: hydrolase activity. The coding region runs from base 236 to 1309 and encodes 357 amino acids. Gene Ontology annotation, biological process: GPI anchor biosynthetic process. The transcript is spliced from 7 exons.